UGACGCACAGCUUUUCCAUUUUCAGUGUGUGACAUUCUUAAUGAGCAACCUCUUUCUGUUGUUACUUUUUAACAGACCUAAUAUGAAAACGUUUGUUUUCCUUUUGUUCUGUUUUAACCAGUUCGGCAAUACCUGCUACUGCAACUCAGUCUUACAGGCACUUUAUUUUUGUCGUCCAUUUCGGGAAAAAGUUUUGGCAUACAAAGUGCAGCCUCGAAAGAAGGAAAGCCUCCUGACAUGCCUCUCUGAUCUCUUCAACAGUAUUGCUACGCAAAAGAAGAAGGUGGGAGUCAUCCCACCCAAGAAAUUUAUUUCCAGAUUGAGGAAAGAAAAUGAAUUAUUUGAUAAUUAUAUGCAGCAGGAUGCACACGAAUUCCUAAACUACCUACUUAACACUAUUGCUGACUUACUACAAGAGGAGAAAAAGCAGGAGAAGCAGAAUGGCAAACUCCAGAACGGCAGCAUUGAGAGUGAAGAAGGAGACAAGACUGAUCUGACGUGGGUCCAUGAAAUCUUCCAAGGAACACUAACCAAUGAAACCAGAUGUCUUAACUGUGAGGCUGUUAGUAGCAAAGACGAGGACUUUCUGGAUCUGUCGGUUGAUGUGGAACAAAAUACAUCAAUUACGCACUGUCUAAGAGGAUUUAGUAAUACUGAAACUCUAUGCAGUGAAUAUAAAUACUAUUGUGAGCAGUGCCGCAGUAAACAGGAAGCACAGAAGAGAAUGAGAGUGAAAAAGUUGCCCAUGAUUCUAGCUCUGCACUUAAAAAGGUUCAAAUACAUGGACCAGCUGCAUCGAUACACCAAACUCUCCUACCGUGUAGUCUUUCCCUUGGAGCUCCGGCUCUUUAACACUUCAGGAGAUGCUACAAAUCCUGACAGAAUGUAUGACCUUGUGGCUGUAGUCGUUCACUGUGGCAGUGGUCCAAAUCGUGGACAUUAUAUCACCAUUGUGAAGAGCCAUGGCUUUUGGUUGCUGUUUGAUGAUGACAUUGUAGAGAAAAUUGAUGCCCAGGCCAUUGAAGAAUUCUAUGGGUUAACAUCAGACAUUUCCAAAAACUCAGAAUCUGGAUAUAUCCUCUUCUACCAGUCAAGAGACUAGGACAAAAGAUACAUGUGUGCAAAUAAAAGAAAAAAGGGAUCAAGAUGUGUCCAAAUGGAACAUAUUUGUGACAGCAGAAGCAGUUCCUCGUUGUUGCUGUAGGACCAGGACAGAUCCAGCAGGGCGAAUAAAGGUUUCUCCCUGCCAUUUCGUGGAGGAGUAGUGCUGACUGCCGUAACAAGAAGAGCUUUUGUUCCAGUUUUCUUUCUGGGCUUUUUUUUUUACGUGCUAUCUUCCAAAAUCUGUGUUACCUCUACUUGAAACCUGGCUGCUUAUUUGUUCAUGAACUGAAGAAGAGAUUUAAAAGUAGCGUUGUAGAAUUUUUACCAUGUAAUGUUGGCCUGAGGCUAUACCUUGGUUUCUACCAUCGUCGUUUUUCUGUAUUUUAGCAGAAUGAUUUCAAUAUUCAGUGUCAGCUGAAGGCAUAUUUUAGGAUAUGAACAGCAGCUGGUUGCUGGAUAUUUUUGGUGACUCAGACUUGAGAAGCAGUACAAAGCUAAGACAUAUUGGAAAUGUCAAGUCUGUAAUUUUUAUAAAAAAAAAAAAAAAAACAGACAAAAAAACUCUCUGCAGCAUUGUAAAUUUCCCCAUUAUGGAUUAUCUUGGUUUUAGAUAACACUAACAACACUGCUUCUUUUUAUAUUUUUUAUUUUUACUCUUCUGUUUCUUCUUCAGAAGGUAUAGAACUUUAUCCACAUUCGGCCUAGUCUAUUGUGCGUUUUUCUUUUGAAGCAGAGGUUUUGACUCCAAGCCACAUCGCUGCAGAUUUAAGGGGAGCAGAAAAACAAUUACCUUUUGAAGAAUAUGUCUGGCAACCGGUUGCUGUAGAAAGCUUGAAGUUACAGCCUUUCUCGGAGCUCUUGCGUAAACCAAAAGUGCCCUCAUUCUGAAACGGGAUCUGUUCGAUGUUUCAUUCAAUACCUGGUAAACUGAUGCAACUAGCGUCUCGAAUCUAUGCUAAUACACAGAAACAGCACUAAUUGUGAAGGGUUAACCAAGGGAAGCAUUAUUUCUGUAACUAAUCCAGUUGUUCUUUGUCUUCAAGAGAGUGAACGUGUAAGAAGGAAAA
Messenger RNA from Leptosomus discolor (cuckoo roller), 2171 nucleotides. NCBI's taxonomy places the organism in Eukaryota, Metazoa, Chordata, Aves, Leptosomiformes, Leptosomidae. The record is from RefSeq and is a predicted model, not a curated record.